Molecule: messenger RNA, 1869 nt
Organism: Rosa rugosa (rugosa rose)
Lineage: Eukaryota; Viridiplantae; Streptophyta; Magnoliopsida; Rosales; Rosaceae
Exons: 4
Coding region: 660-1523 (287 amino acids)
Source: RefSeq, a predicted model, not a curated record
AUGGAUUGACGACCAAUUUCUUCAAAAAACAAAAAAUAUUACAUAUUGUCAUUCAAAACCUAGAAAAAAAAAACUGAAAAUGUCACAGCUAACUCAACAAACAUAUCGUCGUUCAAAACCUAAUAUGUUCAUCGUUGUUCGGAAAAAAUAUAAAGACUAGCACAUUACCAACACAAUUUUGUUGUUCACAACGACACUAUUCCGAGAGAUUGUUCAUCGGGAAAAGUUUCCUAUAAGGAAAGGUAUAAAGACUCACGAUCAAUUCAACAGGCAAAAGAUGUGCAGAUAGUAUUCCCACUCGUGAAAAGGAAUGCAUUGAUACUAUGUGUACUUUAUACAAGAAGAGUACACUUCAAAACUGAUUCAAAACUGCUCUGCCUACAUGAGAAGUCACAGGUUGGUGUUGGUGUCCUUGAAAACACCGAGAUGCAAAAAUCAGGUAUUGACAUAGUUGACAAAGACUGAAAAACCCUACAAGGACGAGAGAACAAGAUCUUAGCAAAAAGAUAUUGAUGCCUGAUACGUACGAAGAAAUUUUCAGGUUUAACUGGACUUCUGAUCCUUUGAUUUCAUAGCAAGGCACAAAUUAAUAUGACAAAGCAAAUUUAACAAAAACCAGCUGGGUGGAGAUUCUUUCCUUGGUUAAGGCAAAUGCUGGAAUGACCCAUUAUUCUUUCCUCUAUUCCUUCACAUUCGUGCCUAGCUUGUAUGAAGUCUUCAUUCUACAUGAGUGUUUGCUUCAAUACCAAAACCAGCACCGUCUCAAUCUCCCUUUGUUUCAAACUUGUCGCAAGGCAAUGGCUGCCGUUGUCAAUCUCUCCAGCAUUGCACCGAGUCAGAGAAUGUGCUUCAAACCUAUGGCCGGACCGGCCAUUGGUUCCUUGACGAUCAAAAGGACAUGCAAGUUUGUUCGGCAGAACAGAGCUGACGCAAAGCCGCAUAGCAUCUAUGUCAAAAGGAAGGCAGAAAAAAACCUCUCCAACAUCAGCGGGCUCUUUCCUAUCAUGGCUGCAAGGGGAAUUUCAACUUUUUCUUCGGGAUCGCUCUCCCCAUCCGACACGAUCAAUGACUUCUACAAAUGCAUCAAUGAGAAGAACUUGAAGCAACUAGGUCACUACAUCUCAAGUGAGUGUUGCAUAGAGGAAUGCUCCUUUAGCACACCAUUACAAGGCAAAAAGGUAAUAAUGAACUUCUUUGAAGAGCUAACUGCAGCCAUGGGCAAUAAUAUAAAGUUCAGCAUACAACAUGUGUGCGAAGGAGGUGAUCAGCUUACAGCAGCAGCAAACUGGCACAUGGAAUGGAAAGACAAACAGAUCCCAUUCACCAGAGGCUGCAGCUUCUUUGAAUACUCAAAAGAAGGAGAAAAACUAAUUAUCAAGAAAGCACAGAUUGUUAUUGAAUCACCGAUCAAACCAGGACACCUAGUACUGGUAACUCUUUCAACAACGAUCUUAACAGUUUCGACUUUCACCAAGCUUUUAUUGAUGUAUGAUUUUGCUGAUGGACAUCUCAGAGUCUUUUGAAGGCAGUGACCUCUCUAUUUGAUGGUUUCCCAAGAGCUACUGAAUGUAAGUGAAGUUUUAAACAAAACCUCAGACCUCAAUUAUUAAUUACAUCACAGAUUUAUCAUGACAUACCAUCGAUAUGUCUCCUGCAGGGUUCCUAAAAAGUCCUCAUAUUGUUUUCCAAUGCAUAUGGAGGAUAUACAAAAUGAUGUUUGCACCAAUUAUAGAAGGCUACAUAGGGCUUUGGAACAUCGCAAUUCGAUUGCUCAGCUAUGUAUACAACAUUUUGCUUUACAUUUCAAACAUAUUUUUCAAGUAGAGAACUUGUUUUGCCCUACAGUCAAGCAAUUCCAUUAAGGAGAUC